This is a messenger RNA of Metopolophium dirhodum (rose-grain aphid), 3438 nucleotides long. RefSeq names its product RNA polymerase II elongation factor ELL (gene Su(Tpl)). Gene Ontology annotation, cellular component: transcription elongation factor complex. The coding region runs from base 387 to 1940 and encodes 517 amino acids. Gene Ontology annotation, molecular function: cis-regulatory region sequence-specific DNA binding. Gene Ontology annotation, biological process: positive regulation of transcription elongation by RNA polymerase II; snRNA transcription by RNA polymerase II; transcription elongation by RNA polymerase II. NCBI's taxonomy places the organism in Eukaryota, Metazoa, Arthropoda, Insecta, Hemiptera, Aphididae. The record is from RefSeq and is a predicted model, not a curated record. The transcript has 9 exons.
GCGGGAGGCCCAGGUGUAUGCGUAUCAGCACGGCGGUCCCGUGUGCACCUGGUAUCUCGCACCAUUACCACCAGCAGCUAUCGAAGUAGUGUAAUACAACUCGUAUUAAUAUAAUAGUAGUCUACUAGUCUCGUAAUCUUUUCCCUAUGCGUACAUGUCCGCGACCGUCGCUGGUGCGAUUAUGAUUCGUUUGUAGAUGUAAUAAUAAUAAUAAUCAUAGUAAUAGUAAUAAUAAUAAUAAUAAUAAUAAAAAUUAAAAAAUUUUUUUCCGAGAAGAAAUCAUUUUCCUCUCUCUAUCGACGACGACUACACGACGUGACGACGCCGACCGCGUACCGUGAACGCGCCCGCAAACAGUCGCCAGUCGCCACGACAGAUCGGCCGCGAUGUCCGCUUUGACCGCCGGGGUGCAAUACAGUCUGUCGUCGAACCAGAACAAUGGCCUCAUGCCCAAGCAGAGGACGGGCAAGAACAAAACGCUGUUCUUCGUCAAGUUGACCGAUUCCUGUCUGAAGGCCGUCGAGGAUUACCUGCGGUGCUGUCAACAGGGUAACUCAGAAAACCUUCCAAAACCUAGAAUACAAUUUAAAGGCAAUGAAGGCCAAUUAUGCGUCCCGAGCAUAUCAAAAAAUUAUACAUUUGACUUUAGUUUAUCCAAUACAACAGACGCUGCUGCUCCUCGAAGUAGCUUUGAAUGUAUUCGUCAAAAUACUUCUAGAUCAUUAGAAUAUGUUGGUACCUUGAAUAGACAUAUACGAGUACUUGCAAACGAUGAUGUAUAUGAAGCUACUAGACAUAGAAUGGUUGCUGUUGAAGAACUACAUAAAAAAUCAUGUACACGGGAAAUUGAACUCGACAGCAAAUCAGCUCUUAGUCGCAAGAUCCGUAAAAAUCCUGCCCAAAUAAGAGCUAGCCGUCAUAAUAAUAAUUCUUAUAAUAAUGUUAAUAUUACAAAUAACGUUCCAAAACCUAUAAUUUCCAAACCUAUACCCCCACAUAUCCCUUUACCAACCAAUCAUGCAUCAGAUAUUAGCAAAAAACCAUUACGAGAUAGAAUUAUUCAUCUUUUAGCAUUAAGGCCAUACAAGAAACCAGAAUUAAUUAGUAUAUUAAAUAGAGAUGGUUUGAAAGAUAAAGAUAGAACACAAAUAAUGUCAGUUCUUAGUCAUGUAGCACAAGCAAAAGAUAAUGCAUACUAUCUAUUAAGGCAUAUUUGGAAUGAAGUUCAAGAAGACUGGCCAUUUUAUAGUAGUCAGGAUCAUAUUGUAUUAAAACGACGAAAGCCUCAAAAUUUAACACCACCUGGAUUAAGUGAUACUGGAAGCUCUGGCAGCAGUGAACAAUCCCCAAGUAGUACCGUUCCCAGCAGCCCCCCUAGUAAUGUACAUGGUAACAAAAGACCUGGGUACUACAAUAGUGCAGAUGGUUUCCAGACUAAAAAAUUGCGUGUUUCACAUUUCAAACGACCGUCACCUGAGAAAAAAUUGUCAUCAGAUAGUCCUCCACCAAUUGUAUCUAGUACUCAGUCAACCAUACGAUCACCUACUCAUGCACCCUCUCAUACUAAUCCAAUACCAAAAUAUAUUCAAGAUUUUGUGCGAAUAACAAACAAGGAGCAAAAGAAACAAUAUAAAUCUGAAUUCAUGAAAUGUCAUAAAGAAUACAAACACCUGGCUGAAAUUAUGGAUCCUGUUCGAAAUAAAUUUGCUAAGCUAAAAGAUCGGAUGUUGCUUUAUCCUAAAGGCUCAAAUGAGUAUAAGAUUUUAGAAAACCAAAUAUUACAAGAAUAUAAUGAAAGAAAACAUGAUGAUAAAUAUCAAGCAGCUAAAACACGUUUUGAUUACCUGCAUAACAAAUUAUCCCACAUCAAAGACUUAGUCCAUUUGUAUGACAAACAAAAUCCCGUUUUAGUUAGGACUACUCCCGAUUCUUCUUGCUGAAGUUAUUUAUAAUAUUAUAUAUUUUUUUUCUAUUUUAAAUACAAGUUUAACAUAACUAAAUGACAAUUUUUAUAAAACCCAAAAUUAGUUCCAUAGACAAAAGAGAUAGAAAAAUCAGUGAAUAAUCACUUAAUGGUUCGCUCAAUGUUUAAAAGUGCAUUUAUAAUUUUUUACUGUCUUAACAUUAGUUACCGGCUCCAUUAUUUGAUACGAUGAUAUGAGCCUAAUGAUAUCUUUUAAUGAUUUUUUUUGUGGGGGGGGGGGCUUGGUAUUCAAAUUUAAGAUCUAUUAAAAUACCGUUAAAAAGAUGAUUGUGUUAAAACUUAGCCAGAAAUAUUUAUUUUAUUUUUAUUUUUGUUUGUAUUAAAGUUUAACACUAAAGAUCAAAAUUGUUUAUCACACAAGUGCUUGUUUUCUUAUUUUGGAUGAGCUUGAAGUAUGGCAGCUAUAUACACAUGUAACUAAUUGGUUUCCUACUGGCUGUUCAGAAACAUUCAUUAUAUUGUUAACUUAAAUUUAGGCAUAUGUCUACGUACGACAUGUAUCCAUUUAUAUACCAUGCGAUUGGUUUCAAUUAUGUUGGUGUAUACAUAAUAUACAAAAAUUACCUUUUUUUCAAUAACAUUUAUUGUAUAAAUGUAUGAUGGUAAUUAUCAAUUUGAUAUUGAAAUGAAUACGUAUUACGUAGCAAGUUUAAAUGUUUUAUUAUUAUAAUUAUUUUUAUUAUUGUGAUUAUUAUGUUAUAAAUAUUGUUUUUUUAUUUUUAUGAUUAAAACAUAAUCCAAGUCUCACAAACAGUGAGGACUUAGUAUACAUCUUAAUGUUUUGAAACUAUUAAAUUUAGGUUUUACACAUGGUAUACAAUUUUGAAUUUGAUUUAAAUUUUGUUAGGAUUUAUAGUCAUUCAUAUUUACUAUCAAACAAAAAAACACUUAUUAAUAUAUUUUAUUAUCAGCCCAAAACUUUAAAGAAAAGUAAUAUAGUUUUUUUUAAAUUAACAAACACCAAAAAGCAAUUUUAGGAACAAAUAAAUACUAUUUACAGCUAGUAACUGUAUAUAUAAUAUAUAUAUUUAUAAUAUUUAUACGAUAACAAGCUAAAAAAACUCAUGUUAUGAAAGCAAAACAAAAUUGUUUCAAAUAAUUAUUGUUUUAGAUUUUGCGUGCACAAUGAACAAUAACAGACAACAACAGUGAUGUAUUUAAAAAAAAGAAAAACAUUUAUAAUAACAAUAAAUUAGUAAAUACAUAUAAGUAUUUUAGUUUAGGGUUUUAGCUUGAAAUUAUUAUUUUAAAGAAACAUUAAAUCAAUUGUUUAAUAAUCUUUCAUUACAAGUAUUGACAUUUAAACUUGCUAUGUCUAAAAUAAUAAUUUAUAGUACAAUUUGGGAAGCUCAUUCAUCAAAUUAAAUGCACAAUAAUAAAAUAUCAACCAAGACUUGUAUUUGUUAGGGUUUUACAUUAUUAUUAUUUUUUAACACUGUGAUAUCUAGAAUGUU